AUGACGAUAAUCCAUUCAGAAUUCCUACCUCCGCACCUCUACUACGCCUUUCCAACAACAUGGCUAUUUACCAUCAUCAUCCUUAUAUCCGCCACUGCUGCCGUCUCAUACAUGGGAGCAGUCGUUAUCUACCGCCUAUACUUCCAUCCGUUGUCACAUAUCCCCGGCCCGCGACUUGCAGCCGCAACGCACCUUUAUAAUUUCUACUAUAAUGGGAUAUGCAGCGGCAGGCUGUAUCUGCAAAUAGAGAAGUUGCAUCGAAUAUAUGGCCCUGUAAUCCGCAUCUCCCCAGCGGAAAUCCACCUAAGCGAUCCGGAAAACUACGACAGGAUCUACCGCGACGGCAACGGUUAUGCCAAACCCCAUUCAUUCUACAACACCUUCCUAAGAGGCAGUUUGAAAGUCUUCACAAAGCCCCAAUUGGGAACUUGCCAGGCCAAACAUGCCAACGCGGCUCCUCCCCUUUUCUCCCCCAGGCAUGCCCCAGAGCUCGAGUCCAUCAUCCAAGCAAAGGCCGGGACUCUCGAGAGACGUAUUCGAACCCGCCUGCGCAACGUAGGGAAGAUAAACCUGCACUAUGCCUUCCGUGCGAUGUCGGUGGAUAUUGUUACCCAGUAUGCAUCUGAUGGUAAGGGGUAUGGGUUUCUGGGGAGGGAGGACUUUGGGAAGGAGUAUUUUGUGCUUGCGAGGCAGGUGGCGAGGUUCGUGUGGGCGUUUCAGCAGUUUCCGACCUUGAUGGGGUUGUUGGUGAGGGUGGUGCCGGUUCGGGGAGUUAGGGAGCUUACCCGGCUGCUUGAGCAGAGUGGGAUGCGCAAGGGGUGCUUCAACCCAACUCUCCUGGAGGUCGAUGCCGUGGGCGGUCAAGACAACGAGGAGGGGAGGUCAGCUAUCGGAUAUUCGAAAGCAGACGUAUAUGAUGCUCUCGCCAUCGUGUCGCAUAUGGCGGGAAACCCAUUAACGAUCACGGCGUACAAUACCGUUGUGAACAAGGAGGUAUAUAGGAUGUUGAAGACGGAAUUGACAACUGCGUUUCCCGAUCCGAAAUCCGAACCUACUUUUGCGGAACUGGAGAAGUUGCCGUUUUUGACUGCUGUUAUCAAGGAAGGCUUUCGGUUAUCAUAUGGAAUGCUUGGGCGUCUUCCACGAGUCGUUCCAGAACCUGGCGCCGAAUUCAAUGGUUACAGAGUCCCCGCAGGUACAAGUUUGCAUAUGAGUUCGUGGGUGAUGCACCGCAACGAAGAACUCUUCCCAGAGCCUGAUGAAUUCGAUCCUUCCAGAUGGCUGGGCACCAGGGCAAGCAGUAAGAAUUUAGAGCAGUAUCUGGUGAUGUUCUCGAAGGGCUCAGGACAAUGCAUGGGAUUGCCGCUUGCAUAUUGCGAAAUGUACAUCGCGCUGGCGAGGCUUUUUCGCCAUUUCAACGACCUGACGAUAGAGCCAAGAGGCCAGGAGGAUCCAGGCUAUGAUGAUUUCUUUACUCCUUAUCACCGGCCUGGGAAGGAAAUUUUUUGCUUUGCGGGAUCAGGGUGCGACCAGCUGUGAGCAGGGUUGACUCAGGGAUUGGUACGCGUAGAAAGAUUUUUGACAUGUUGGUCGUCGGCAUAACCAGCAGCGUCCAAGGGUAACGUUAUUAUUCUGGGGAGCCUACAGGUAACUAAGGACUAGCCGACGGUUUACUAUUUACGUAAGAAAGAUGUAGGAACCUGAGUAAUCGCAGUUGGCUUCAGUGGAUGUCAUUGGCUGGGGUAGCAGCUUCAUACGCAUUUGGAAUCUUCUUAAAUCAUCUCUCAAUUAUUGCCAGCUUGGGCUCAACAUAAAUAAUAAUAUAAUACUGAGGAUCUCGGCAGUGUAGAAUGACGUCGGGGGAGAAACUCCGGAGCAUGACAAAUCCCCAUCUUGCAGGCACAUGACGGCCAGAGUGCUCCGCUCCUGUGCUGAUAAGGUCGUCCAGACACGGAGAAAUUGUUCAAUUCCAGUUAUCCAGACAUUAUUCAUUUUUUCUUCUAUUAGUAAAGUAUCUCACCUUUUUUUUUUUUUUUUUUUUGAGAGUACAGAGUAGUAGUUCAUAGUAACAUUAUAGAGGAAGGCAGCCUAUGUUGCUGAUUUCAGUGUUGUGCAUAUUUAUUUAAAUAGUUAAAUAGCUGAAUUCUGCCCAACUCUGCCUCCUCACCAGUGCUUAUUUAGACAAUCACCACGCAGCACAACAACAUCACACCUGCCAACACACAUCAGAUCUUUCUUCUUCUACUACAAGCAAGCCUUUAUUAUUCUCCUUUCAUCGCAAGUAACGAAGGCUCGUGGGCCUUCAUCCAAUUGCCCAACAUAGCGUCCAUUUUCCGCCGCUUUCUCGGGUCUCUCGCCGGCCCAAAUCCCGCAACUAUGUCUGCUGCAAAGUCCAAGGUUGAGCACAUUAUUGCCCAAAACAACGUCGUCGUCUUCUCGAAAUCCUACUGCCCCUACAGCAGUGCCACCAAGUCCCUUCUGAACGAACUAGGCAUCCCGUAUUACGCCCUUGAAUUGGAUGAAAUCGAUGACGGCGCUGCCAUUCAAGAUGCCCUGGCAGCCCUCACCCACCAGCGCACCGUGCCCAACAUCUUCAUCGCUCAAAAGCAUAUUGGCGGCAACUCUGAUAUUCAGGCCCGCAAGAGUGAAUUGUCGGCUCUCGUGAGCGCUGGGGCCGCUGCCAAAGCUUCCAAGGCGUGAUUUUCUUCGAAGGUAGAGAGAGAAAUGCCGCUGUAGAGUAGGUGGAUAAUGCGAGGUUUCCAGGGGGCCGUAUAGAUUGAUGGUAGGCGGCUGGAUGGUUUUCUUUUCUUUUUUUUUUUUUUGUCCUUGCUAGCUUUUACGUUUUGAUAUGGAACUCAGUUAAUUCGGGGAUUUGUUUUUGCUCUGGUUUUUGUAAAUACCUUGAGCUGCUAUGACUGUAAUUAAUGAAAAGAGAUAAGACAAAUCUCAAUAGGCAUUCUGCAGAUAAGUAGAAUAGUAAUUGCAUCUAGCUAGCAAAGAUCGUCUAAUUUUUACAGUGGUACAGAGGUUCAAAAAAUAUCAACAAGAAAUAACUAACUAUAAUACACUGUUCUUAACCAAAAAAAUUUUUGGCAAGAAGGAAUGCCGAAUUUUAAUCCAAAUCUACA
Molecule: messenger RNA, 3128 nt
Organism: Blastomyces gilchristii SLH14081
Lineage: Eukaryota; Fungi; Ascomycota; Eurotiomycetes; Onygenales; Ajellomycetaceae
Product: benzoate 4-monooxygenase cytochrome P450
Exons: 9
Coding region: 1-1539 (512 amino acids)
Molecular function (GO): oxidoreductase activity, acting on paired donors, with incorporation or reduction of molecular oxygen; heme binding; monooxygenase activity
Source: RefSeq, a predicted model, not a curated record